AUGUGGUGGAAACGCACUCCAACAAUAGACUACACCUCCCUCCCCUUCGAAAUAGAUUCAAACCGCACUUCAAAUGAAGCCUCCGACCUCGAAAAAACCAAUAUCACCCACCUCCACACCAGGACCCGCCCCCAUCGCCGAACAUGGCUAACAACAACCCAAAACGCCCUCUUCCUCCUCGCCGGCCUCCUCUGCCUUUACAUCUCCGCCCUAGCAGCCUGGCGCACAACCUUCCACCCCACCACUGGAAUUCAAACCUACUACAAAAAAACCCUCUCAUGCGGCAACACAACCGAAGAAGCCGAGUCCAACGGCUGUGAGUUCGACCUCCUGUCUCACAACUGGGUUCCCUCGCCCUGCGUUGACCAUUAUAUCAUGAACGAGUUCCGCAACUACGUCCGCAGCCCGGAGCGCAAAUACAGUGCCUGGCCGUAUUAUGUGGAUCGCGAGGGCAAGGACUGGAUUCCUGAUGAGAGGACGCUGGCGCUGCGGGCGAACCAGCAUGUUGUUACAACACAGGAGGAGCAUCUGGCUCAUUGUGGGUUUCUCAUUAAGAGAAUUCAUCGGGCGAUGUUGGGAAUUACGAAGGCGGAUGAUAUUGUCUCUAAGUAUCCGCAUACGGUGCAUUGUGUGGAGGAGUUGAUGAGGGAGAAGAAGAAACCGCUUGAUGUUCUUACGGAGGGGUACUGGGUGGGAUUUUCGACUUGUACUGUUGAGGUGCCUCUGUGA
Molecule: messenger RNA, 729 nt
Organism: Aspergillus alliaceus
Lineage: Eukaryota; Fungi; Ascomycota; Eurotiomycetes; Eurotiales; Aspergillaceae
Exons: 1
Coding region: 1-729 (242 amino acids)
Source: RefSeq, a predicted model, not a curated record